Penicillium subrubescens is the source of this 2211-nucleotide messenger RNA. RefSeq names its product major facilitator superfamily domain-containing protein. The record is from RefSeq and is a predicted model, not a curated record. The transcript has 4 exons. Gene Ontology annotation, biological process: transmembrane transport. Bases 1 to 2211 code for a protein of 736 amino acids. NCBI's taxonomy places the organism in Eukaryota, Fungi, Ascomycota, Eurotiomycetes, Eurotiales, Aspergillaceae. Gene Ontology annotation, cellular component: membrane. Gene Ontology annotation, molecular function: transmembrane transporter activity.
AUGGCGACAGCGCGUCCGAUCGACGACGAAGGAAAUGUGUCAACGUGGCAAAGGAUAAACAAUUGGCUACCGUUCCCUUUUGGCGACCAUCCGUGGUGGAUCGACGGUACUACCCGGGUUCCUGAUGAGAAGGACGAGAACCCACGGCUCUGGCGGGAAGGGGUGAUCAACAUCUUCGAUCAUAAUGGUUUCGACUUGCAGGUCUUCAUCGUCGCGGCGUCCGGCUUCUUGACAGAUUCAUACUCACUGUUCGCGACCAAUGUGAUCUUGCCCCUGCUGGCCUUCUUGUAUUGGCCAGAUCGAGCGGACAAACUGCCGGAGCUCUAUAUCAAUGUUGCGACCUUGGCUGGGUCCGUUGUUGGACAGCUGCUCUUUGGGUGGUUGACCGAUCGACUUGGACGAAGAAAGCUCUAUGGUCUUGAGCUGGUGCUGGUAAUAUUUGCGACGCUAGGGAUGUCACAGGCUUCAAAUGGCAUGUACAACAACAUGAACAUAUUGAGCUGGAUGAUAUUUUAUCGCUUUUUUCUCGGAAUGGGUAUUGGGGCUGAAUAUCCCCUGAGUGCUGUGAUCACCGCGGAGUUUGCCAGUACCAAGUACCGGGCAAGAAUGAUGGCCGCUGUAUUUCUGAUGCAACCGUUGGGGCAGGUCCUUGCAGCUGCAAUUGGAUGGGGAGUCUUGACAGGUUUGAUGCAAUCGCGCGGUCUACAGGGUCUCCCAGACCGUGGAGCUGAGUUUGAUCGACUCUCUGUGGAGCAACAGCAUCUAAUCCUGUCAACACUGGAUAGUGUUUGGCGCUGGGUAGUUGGUGCUGGCUGCAUCCCUGCUCUUCUUGCCAUCCUCUGGAGAUUUUCUAUCCCAGAGUCGCCUCGCUAUACGAUGGAUGUUGCUCAUGAUCCCAAACAAGCAAUCAUGGCUACCAAGCGCCAGUUCCGACGUACUGUACAAUUGUUAGAAUCCCACAACGUGUCCUCGGAUGAGGGCGAUACUCUGGCUCCUUCGAACCCACGAAGUUUUCCGACAUCUCCUGCGCUUACUGCUUCUCCCGAUCCAGUACAAGACAGCGACUCGACUUUUUGGACUUUCUUCUUCGUUGAGGGCAAUAUCCGAUACCUUGCAGCGACUUCUAUCUGCUGGUUUUUGCUUGAUUUCUGCUUUUAUGCUCUAGGGAUCAACUCCCCACGACCACUUGCCGCUUUGUGGGCCUCAUCGAUCCCAAAUGUCACCAUAACCUCUGUUCUCCAAGCUGCCACGACUACGAUGACAAUUCCUUUCACUCAUCCGGUCACAUUUAAUGGGAAUGUUUACAAUGUUACAACUUCAAUUCUUGCAAAUAUACCGCCUCCAACAACCACAAUCACCAGCCUGGUGGCAGCCACACAUUCAAGCCUCCACAUUCCUGACUACCAAAAUAUUUGGGACCCAACAUACAACAUGUUCACUGAACUAUCCCACAACGCAAAGUUCUAUAUUCUCACCAUAUCAAUCACCUCCUUGGUCGGUGGUGGACUGUUGAUUUGGAUCAUUGACUUCAUUCCGCGGAAGACUUGGUUGGUGUCGUCAUUUCUGCUGUUGAGUAUUUGGUUUGCCGUGUUAGGAGGUGUCCUGGUAGCGACCGAGUUCACAGAGGGCUAUGUGGCCAACGUGGUACUGUACGCCUUCUGUCAAUUUCUGUUCAAUCUUGGCCCAAAUACCUUGACUUUUAUUAUUCCUGCAGAAAUCUUUCCCACCAGAUUCCGUGCCACCUGCCAUGGUAUCUCGGCUGCUUGUGGAAAGCUUGGCGCCAUCGUCAUUCUCAUCCUCACAGAGAAGACUAUCCUGAACGCUAAUCCUCGGGCCUUGGACAAACUUCUUGGUGCUUUCUCAGUCCCACUGGCAGCUGGGGCUUUCUUUGCGUGGAUAUGGAUCCCCGAUCUGCAAACACCACCAACCGGUGAUGCACGGGCACUUCGUCUACCACGACUGCCCAACAAAAGUCUGGAACGGUUAGCAAAGGGAUGGGCAUUCGCGAACGGGACUGAUCAAACUCAAGACCCACGCACUCGUCUUCCAAAAGGGGCAAGAGAAGAGUCUUGGGGACAACUAGCACCUCGGUUAGAAGAGCCGGAGAAACUGAUGGGUCUAUACGAGUGGAAGAGAACAACCUUGCAUCAAAUCCGCGAGACGACCUCGAAAUGUAUUCUUAAUUUCAUGGGCAGACGACUAGAAAUCUAA